AUAUCUCCACCUUCCUCUGUAUUUUAAAAGAAAUAUUAAAUGUUAAAUACAUUAUCCUGAAGCUAAUCUGUCAAUUUGUUCUCUUCCCAUACAGAUUGCUACAGUGCUACCUUUUUGGCGAAUCACCAGCGAUUUUGGACUGUAUUUUUUCCUGGCUUCUCCUUAGUUCAGAUUUUAACAUUCUUUUCUGAACAUAUAUAAGGAGAGCCAGUGUCUAAAGAGGGAGACCCUCUGGGGUACCCCGGCCUUGUGCCGGCCCCUCUAUUUUAGCCAAAAGCCAAAAACAUCUCUGGCUUUUUGGGUUUUUUUUUUGCUUAUUUUGUUUUUUGUUUUUUAACAUCUGGCAUUUAACAUCUGCCAUCAUUUUUUUAACAUCUGGCAUUUGAAGAACUACAUCAUCUUCUAUUAAGAGAGACAGCGACAAAGAUGGGUAUGUCAAACCCAAAAAAGCGCAAGAGAGAGGAGAGGAGUCGUGGAAGCGCCAAAAAGAUCAAAGAUGAGCGCGUGACCUGCCAACCUGCAGCGGAGAAGCCGGUUCCUAUACAAGACCAAUGGAACACCCUCAGGAACAUCAAAGGAGAACUGAACAUCUUUGAGGACUACGGGGAUGAGAGCUACCUGUUCUAUAAAGCCCUAGAAGAGAAAUUCCUACCAUCGGGGAUUCUCACAAAACAGACCACCAUUGAGGAAAGUUAUUGGCGGGAAGUCACCACCAUUUUAAUCAAAGUGCACAGACACUUUUCGCUGGACUUCUCCACCUUGUGCCUUGCUGUAAAAUACAUGGCAAGGUACAUCUCCGGAAGGCAACUGAGACCUGGCAUCCUGAAACCAGUGGGGGCCACUAGUUUGUAUCUGGCCAUUAAGAUCAUGGAAGACAAUCCACCCAACGCAGAAGAGUUUGCGCAGCUGUUUGGUGAAACUCAUUACUCACCAAGUUUCUUGGCAUAUAUUGAGAAUAUGAUUCUUUACCGACUGGAGUGUCGCCUGUACCAACCGACCAUAGACUUUUUUCUAGAGCACUUCACCUUAAUGAGUGUAUCCGCGGAGAUGUUUUUUUUUGAUAACAUCACUAGAGUAGCCAAUGCUCUUACAGCUGCCAGGGGCAUUGCAGCACUGACCAUGAUGAAGUAUGAAUUUCAUACUUAUUUACCAUCUUUAAUGGCUCAGUGCUGCCUUAAAGCUGCUGAACAUAUCCUUGGAUACAACUUAUUAGUGGAGUUGCCCAGCGACCAUCCAAGUCAGAUCGUGCAGAAAUGCCUCAAAAAAACUGUACUCCUGGCAUCAGCCAACAAGGAAUUUUUACACCAACUUAUGCCAGGAGUCUUUCCUGAGGUAUUUCCUAAGUUUCCUUCUCCCCCCACCAUCCAGAGAGGAAGAACAGGAGCCAAGGAACCAGUCAGGCAGCCUUGCAAAACAUCUGCAAAAAAGCCACAUGUAGAGUCAGGAGCCAAGGAGCCGGCCAGGAAGCCAGGCAAAACAUUGGCUAAAAGGCCAAAUCCAGAGACAGGAGCCAAGGAGCCAGCCAGUCAGCCCAACAAAACAUCGGCAAAAAGACCAAAGAUAGAGGCUCCCAAAGGUAGAACAGAGUCAGCAGCAGAGGCAGUCGCACCCACUAGAAAAACAGCACGGAACACACAAAGAUGCUGUAAAUUUUGCAAUGGCUCACACGCAUACACAUUUCCACAUACUCACACAGACACACAUUUAUCCUGAGACUUUUCAUCCUUUUCCUUCUCCCAUAACAGACCUGACGACAUACCCCCAUACAUAUUUACAUACACGCACACACAAACAUCUGAGUCACAGCUGCCAGAAGGGACAAGCAGUACCAUACUGGGGACAAGAAUAUGGUUAAACACACGCAAGCACCUUUAUGCCACUCGGUAGACCCUGCAUUCCUUUUCACUCAAUCCCUCUGCAGACUGCAAAGCCGGGUCUGUAGGCUGCAAGGGGAAUAACUGAAUGCAGAGGAAUGCAGCAUUCACCUUCCUGCUUAAAGGUACUUAUGUGUAUGUUGCCAUAUUCUCUUCUGUUUCCCUUCCUUACACCGCAGCUUCACCAGCGGUGCUCCUCCCUUCAUCCAAAAUAUGGUAUCAUAUAAAGGAGCACACUUAAGCCACUCGGUGGAUUCUGCAUUGCUUUUAACUCCAUCCUCGGGCUGUAGAAGCCGGGUCUGCAGGCUUCCUGGGACGGAAAUUGAAAGGAAUGCAACAUUCCCCUAGCAGCUUAAUGGCGCUCAAGUAUAUGCUGCCAUAUUCCCUUCUGUUUACCUUCCUUCCACCACAAUUUCAACAGCAGUACCCCCCCCUUACAUCUAAAAGAUGGUUUCAUACACAGAAGCACCCUUAAGCCACUCAGUAGACCCUGCAUUGCUUUUCAUUACAUCCCUCAAACUGCAAAAUCCGGGAUCCAAUGGAAUGAAGAGGAAUGCAGUGUUCACUUAGAAGCUUAAUGGAGCUCAUGUGUAUGCUGCCAAAUUUCCUUCUCUGUCCCUCACCCUGCUUCCCUUCUUUUAAUUAUGGAGCAUUGAUCCUGGGAGCAAAACCGAUUGCCGUUAAGGGGUCAGGAAGGAAUUUUUCCCUCUAGUGAAGCAGAUUAGACCUAGCUUCACAAAGGUUUUUUCGCCUUCCUCAGGAUCGAAAAGCCCAAUGUAUUCCAUCAAUAAAGCUGUGACUUACGCAGAUUAACCACAAAGAAGCUGUGUGUGUAUUUAUUCUGGGUAUUGGUGGGCUGGGAAUAAAGGUCGGUCCUUCCUUGAAAAAGCCAAGAUGACAUAUACAGGGAGAGGCAGAUGGGAGAGUGAAUCAAAUAGCCCCACUAGCAAUCAGUUUAGAAGCUGCUGCUGUGUUGUUCCUAGGGUCCCAUUUGCCUUAGCAACCAAUCAGUGACAGAGAGGGAGGUGAAAACAACCUAUUGCUAAUGAAAAGGGGUAGUUGGAAUAUACAAUUUGGCAGACUGGGGUAUAAUAGCAUGUAAUCAUAAGGAGAAUAUAGAAGAGAGUAGAAGUCUAUAGGAUUUGGUGUCAUGAGAAGAA
Messenger RNA from Xenopus laevis (African clawed frog), 3034 nucleotides. Its product is annotated as cyclin-O protein B-like. The record is from RefSeq and is a predicted model, not a curated record. The transcript is spliced from 2 exons. Lineage: Eukaryota; Metazoa; Chordata; Amphibia; Anura; Pipidae. Bases 427 to 1713 code for a protein of 428 amino acids.